AUGGGUACCAAAAUCUUGACCUCUUCUAGCCAUGGCUUUGAGAAUGAAUGCAAAGAGAUUCAUGAUUCUUGGGGAAGGUUAAACGGCCAGUUGGUUCGAUCAUUGGCUGGCAGGUCGAAUCUUGAAAGGCAACAAAUUAGAGAGACUUACAAGGCCAUGUAUGGAGAAGAUAUGGCAAUUCUUCUCCAAAAGAUGCAAGGCCAAUUUGGAGAAAAAGUUUCUGCAGCUUUAUUCAUGUGGAUGGUAGACACACAUGAACGGGAUGCUAUUGUCGCAAGGGAAGCUUUUAGACAAGGUGACGCUAACUACAAGGCUCUUGUUGAGAUUUUUGUCGGUCGAAAAUCAAGUCAUAUUGUGCUCAUCAAGCAGGCUUAUUAUGCAAGAUUUAGAAGGCAUUUAGACCAAGAUAUUAUCAAUCUUGAGCCACCACACCCAUACCAAAAGAUUCUUGUAGCAUUGGCUGCAUCACACAAGGCACACCAGGUAGAUGUUAGCCAACAUAUUGCAAAAUGUGAUGCCAGGAGGCUGUAUGAAGCUGGGGAAGGGAGUUCACCAGGAGCAAUUGAAGAAGCUGUUGUGCUUGAGAUUCUGAGUAAAAGGAGCAUUCCACAGAUGAAAUUGACCCUUUCUAGCUAUAAACACAUUUAUGGACAUGAGUACACAAAGUCACUUGCAAAUGGAAACUACAUGGAAUUUAAGGAUGCACUUAAAAUAGUCAUAAAAUGCAUGUGCAAUCCACCUAAUUAUUACGCAAAGGUAUUGUAUGCAAGUAUUAAAGGGACCGCGGCAGACAAGGGUGCCUUGGCACGCGUGAUGAUAAGCAGAGCUGAGGUAGACAUGUAUGAGAUACAAAGGAUUUUCAAGAGAAGAUAUGGGAUGGAACUGAAAGAAGCAAUAUGUGAGAGCAUUCCAUCUGGAGAUUACAGAGAUUUUCUUGUUGCUAUAGCCUCAACCACUUCUAUUAUUACAAGCUAG
This is a messenger RNA of Dovyalis caffra, 975 nucleotides long. Lineage: Eukaryota; Viridiplantae; Streptophyta; Magnoliopsida; Malpighiales; Salicaceae. The record is from the annotation of a GenBank genome assembly.